UAUAUUUCUACAGGCAAUUUUCGAAGAAUAGCCUGUGGCCAAGAAUAACAAAUUGUUGUCAGAAUAAUAUGCGAACAGAUCAUGAAGAACUCUGUGGCAGUAGUUAUGGAUCCUUCUGUAUGAAUGGUGGGAUUUGUUAUAUGAUUCCUACUGUUUCCAGUCCUUUUUGCAGGUGCAUUGAGAAUUAUACAGGAGCGCGCUGUGAAGAAACUCUGCUGCCCAGCAUCAAGAAUCAUACAAGAGGUGAACUGUUUGCAGCCUUUUUGGCUUCAGUAGUCGUUCUGAGCGUCCUUGUAGCUGGAGCGAUCUUCCUUCUGUGCAGGAAGGGCCAUAUCCCACGGGCAAGUUCCUUAGAGCGUGGAGACAACUUGAUUGAGGCAAGCGGCAACCAUGGUUGCAACAAGAUAACUGAGUGAAGAAAUCAAAGCAAGAGACCAUGGAAAAACAGCAAUCAAAGCAGGCCUAGAAAAGCUAAAACCAAACUGGAGAAUAUGGGAACCAUAAUCCUAUUCACAGAAUCUGUGAAAGAAGAAAAGGUUGCUAUUUUUUUACAGGACCAAAAAUACAAGCAUAAAUGUGCAUGGCUUACGUUCUCAAAGUUGUCACACCCAGAAUGCCAGAGGUACAUGAAGGUGCUGAUACAUCAGUUAGAAGCAAUUUCGGCUGUAGUUGUUCAAAUAAAUGAAAUGCUGUUGAGUAAUGCAGGAAAGCUGCCCAGUAAUAUUGAAAUGUCACUGUGUUUUACUUGUUUGUUUUUAACAAGGGCCAAGCUAGGUUUAUUAUGUUUCCCAAACAGUGAAAAUAAGGCCUUUGACUGUGUUAAAUGGAACUUUAUGUUGGGGGGCAGGCUUAGAAGACAAAUUAAAAUGGAUCUUAUACGAGUUUCUACAAGCUAGAAGCCGUAAAGGACCCUCAGAGCCUCCUUAAUGUACAUAGAUGUGGUUAUUCACUCUGUUUUGUUUGAGCGAAUCAGAGGCCUGUUGAAACCUUCAAGGAAUUUGUGGUCAGACCAAGGCCAAUCCAUAAAACACUUCCGUUUUGUGAAUAAAAGUUUAUCGUUCUCUUUAAAAAUCUAUUCAGUCUCUCUCAAAAAGGUUAAAAAACAUGGUUUCACAUUUUCUCAUUUGGCUGUAAAUGUCAGACAAG
Eublepharis macularius is the source of this 1146-nucleotide messenger RNA. RefSeq names its product neuregulin 4 (gene NRG4). Lineage: Eukaryota; Metazoa; Chordata; Lepidosauria; Squamata; Eublepharidae. Gene Ontology annotation, biological process: epidermal growth factor receptor signaling pathway; positive regulation of mitotic nuclear division; positive regulation of cell population proliferation. The coding region runs from base 69 to 416 and encodes 115 amino acids. The record is from RefSeq and is a predicted model, not a curated record. The transcript has 7 exons.